Molecule: messenger RNA, 285 nt
Organism: Adineta ricciae
Lineage: Eukaryota; Metazoa; Rotifera; Eurotatoria; Adinetida; Adinetidae
Source: the annotation of a GenBank genome assembly
AUGCGUGAUUUGGGAGAAGGAAAAGGAAAGAAAGAGCAAGUACCACCACCUGGUUGGAUUCCAGUGCAUGAACGUCUUAAGAAAAUCAAUAAAUACGCGGAAAGAAUAUUCUCAUAUCCAUUUACAAUAUUAGAAACAGUUCUUGACAAUAUCCAGAGCUUCAUUACUCAACAUUCAGUGUCCUAUUCAUUUUGUAUGUGUGCAACUAUUACUGUAUCUGUUUCUGCUGCGGCUAUUGCUGUUGGAGUUGGGACUGGCGUCGGAGUUGGAUGUAACAACAACUAG